UUAACCUAAAGGUUUAUUGAACAAUUGGAAACGACCGAUAAUAUUCUAUAACUAUGAUACUGCUAUGACAAAAGAAUUACUUAAGAGGACGUGUCACGAAAAAUUUACGCGUGCAACCAUGACAAAUAAAACAGGUAUGACAGCAAGGUUACGAGUACUACGUGAUACUGCGCAAACAUGGCGUCCGGCUUGCUCCGCUUAUCACAUAUUUGCUAUUGAUAACUUGUUUAUAAUGUAAACGAUGAUAAUGAUAAAUAAUUUCAUAUUUUCAUGUCAAUUUGAAUUUUUAAAAGAUUUUCCACUUUCAUUUAGUAUUUACUAUUAUAUAACUAUUGAACUAUUUAUUGUAUUUAUAAUUACACAAUGCCAGUUUGUGUAUAUGAAGGGUGUUUUAGUGGCAGUAGAAGAAAAGAUAAAACCAGAGACCCGAACAUCCACCUGCAUAGGUUUCCAAAUGACCCAAUUCUUCGACAAUUAUGGGUGAAACAAAUAGUCAGAAACAGUGAGGUUACUAAUAUUAAUUGUGAAACAGGUGUUGUGUGUUCACUUCAUUUUUCACCAGACUGUCUGGCAGAAAAAUCAUAUGCACAAAAAGUUGCAUCAUACUCUCCGAAAUGCCUAAGAAGACUAAAACUGGAUGCUAUACCGUUGACAAAACAUGGAUUACAUUAUGAUGAUAUACCAUAUACACUUUUGGAAAGUUUAGGAACUCCACCUAUAAAAGGUUCACCUGCUGUAAUAAAAACCCCUAGUGGUUAUUUUAAAGUAACACAAUCUGAAGUAGAAGUAAAUCAUCACAAUGAUGUUAUCUCAGUCCGUUCAAAACUUUUUGAUGAUUUAUGUAAUGACUUGGAAGUAGGUCCUUUAAGUGAAAAUACUGUAGUAACGCCAACCGAUGAACCAUAUCAUAAGUAACGUUAAAGCUAUCGCAUACUAUUACUUAUGAAAUGUAUACUAUUUAAUAAAAUUAAUAUUCUUCUGUGCCUUUUGUGUAUACGUGUUCUUAUAUUAUAUAAUGGUGUUCAACUACCUACUAUUUUUGUUUUAGUGUUUUACAUUCUGCAACCAUCAAAUUUUGUGUGUACAAAAAUGAGAACCAAAGGACUUUAUCAAUACCUUUACAUUUUAUCUAUCAUUGAAAACUUAUGUUCUUGAUUUGUUUAGGUUUGUAAAAAAAAAACACCUAUUACAUCAAGAACAGGUUUUUAAUAAUAAUAUUAAUUACAAAAUAUUUAUUGCAUUCAAAGAAAACAUAUA
Molecule: messenger RNA, 1257 nt
Organism: Myzus persicae (green peach aphid)
Lineage: Eukaryota; Metazoa; Arthropoda; Insecta; Hemiptera; Aphididae
Exons: 4
Coding region: 364-915 (183 amino acids)
Source: RefSeq, a predicted model, not a curated record